UCACUUGACGCAACGUCCGUGUACCCUCGUCAGACUUGCAGUUCUUUCCUGUAGCCUUCUUCCAACCAAGCGCGUUUCUUCAGAGUUUUCUCAUCGGGUGAAUACCCAAAUGCGACAAAAUACGACUGACUGAAGCCCAAAGAAUCGAGACGUGGAUGAUGACGAGGAGAGGUAAUCAAGGCCACAACGAGUAACUGAAAAACGAAAGAAAAUGAGGUGUCCCACAGAUGUCACUGUAGAAGAUCUUCACCAUGAGAAGCACGAUCCUCUCCACGUCAAACAGGAAGAGGAGUCCGAGAUGCCGUUCGUCAAACAGGAGGAAGAGGCAGAGACCCCCGACAUGAAAGAAGAAGACCAGGAAGUUGAAAUCCACAUGUUUCCAAUGGGUGUCAGUGUGAAGAGCGAAGAAGUUGAAGGACCAAGCGAAGAGAUCGGAGCAGCGAACCUUUUGACCGACAGUCCGUUUCAGCACGUGACAGCAAAAGUAGAGGGACGAUCGCAACCGGACAGCCUCUCAGCACCGCUUUCGGACAGCGACGACAUAACGUCACAUUCUUCUGACUUUAAUACUGAUGAGGAGGAGGAUGACUUUGACCAAAAUGCUUCAAAAUCUUUAAAGAAGUCAUCAUUGAAAAGAGACACCAAGGAAUGCAUGGUUAGGAAACCUUUUCCCUGCUCAUUAUGUGACAGAACAUUUUCUUGGAAACGUAAUUUAAAAGCACACAUGCGUAAACACACCGGCGAGAAGCCUUUUGCCUGCACACUUUGUGAUAAAAAAUACUUCACGAGGACAAAUUUAAACAUUCACACAAGAAAACACACUGGAGAGAAGCCUUUUGCCUGCACACUUUGUGGUAAAAGAUACAUCGAUAAGAGAGGUUUAAACAUUCACACAAGCAAUCACACUGGAGAGAAGCCUUUCGCCUGCAAAAUUUGCGGUAAAAGAUUUCAUCAGAAAAGUGAUUUAAAAACGCAUAAGCGUACACACACGGGAGAAAAGCCUUUCGCCUGCACACCUUGUGGUAAAAGAUUUUCUCUGAAGGCUAACUUAGAAAGACAUAAGCGCAUACACACUGGAGAAAAACCUUUUGCCUGCACACUUUGCGAAAAAAGAUUUUCUCUGCAUGGUAGUUUAAUUAGACAUAGGCGUAGACACACUGGAGAAAAGCCUUUCGCUUGCACACUUUGCGAUAAAAGAUUUUAUCAGAAGCCUCAUCUAGAACGGCAUCAGCAUACACACACUGGAGAAAAGCCUUUUGCCUGCUCACUUUGUGGUAGAAGAUUCUCUCAGAAUACAAAUUUAGUAACGCACAUACGCAGACACACUGGAGAGAAGCCUUUCGCACUUUGCGAUAAAAGAUUUUUUCAAAAGACUGAUAUAAAAAAUCAUCAGCGUACACACAGUGAAGAGAGGCCUUUCGCCUGCACACUUUGUGGUAAAGGAUUUUCUCGGAAAGAUAGUUUAGGAAUACAUAAGCGCAUACACACCGGAGAAAAACCUUUUGCAUGCUCACUUUGUGGUAGAAGAUUUGCUCAGAAAGGAACUCUAGUAAGGCACGCAAGAGUUCACACUGGUUUCAGGGACGGAACGUUUCUACUUCCGGUUCACUUGACGCAACGUCCGUGUACCCUCGCCAGACUUGCAGUUCUUUCCUGUAGCCUUCUUCUAACCAAGCCUCAUCGGGUGAAUACCCAAUGUUCCACAGACGUCACUGUAGAAGAUCUUCACCAUGAGAAGCAGGACCCCUUCCACGUUAAACAGGAAGAUGAGUCCGAGAUGUCGAACAUCAAACAGGAGGCAGAGCCAGAGACCCCCGACAUUAAAGAAGAAGAACAUCAAGUUGAAAUACCUAAGUUUCCAAUGGGUGUCACCGUGAAGAAUGAAGAAGAGGAAAGAACAAGUGAAGAGAGCGGAGGAGCGAAUCCUUGGAGCGACAGCUCAUUUCAGCACCUGACAACAAAAGGAGAGGGACGAUCCCAACCAGACGGCCUCUUAGCGCCGCUUUCGGACAGCGACGACAUAACGUCACACUCUUCUGACACUAAUGAGGAGGAUGUUGGCUUUGACCAUAAUGCUUCGAAAUCCUCAAACAAAUCAUCGUUGAAAAGAGACAAAAAGGAAUGCGCGGUUGGGAAACCUUUUCCCUGCUCACUCUGUGAUAAAACAUUUUCUUUGAAACAUCAUUUAACGACACACAUGCGUACACACACCGGGGAGAAGCCUUUCACCUGCACACUUUGCGAUAAAAGUUUUUCUCAGAAAUCUUCUUUAGAAAUGCAUAAGCGCACACACACUGGAGAAAAGCCUUACGCCUGCACAUUUUGUGGUAAAGGAUUCGUUCAGAAGACUGAUUUAAAAAGACAUAAGCUCACACACACUGGAAGGAAGCCUUUCGCCUGCACACUUUGUGGUAAAAGAUUCACUACGAAGGGACAAUUAGUGUUGCACACAAGAAACCACACUGGAGAAAAGCCCUUCGCCUGCACACUUUGUGGUAAAAGAUUUUCUCAGAAGACUUAUUUAGAAAAGCAUAAGCACACACACACUGGAGAAAAGCCUUUCGCCUGCACAUUUUGUGGCAAAAGAUUUUCUCGAAAGGCUUAUUUAGAAACGCAUAAGCUUACACACACUGGAGAAAAGACUUUUGCCUGCACACUUUGUGAUAAAAAAUACUUAACGAAGGCAAAUUUAAACGUUCACACAAGAACACACAUUGGAGAGAAGCCUUUCGCCUGCAUACUUUGUGAUAAAAGAUUUCAUCAGAAGACUGAUUUAGAAAAGCAUAAGCGUACACAUACUGGAGAAAAGCCUUUCGCCUGCUCACUUUGUGGUAAAAGAUUCACUCAGAAGGGACAUUUAGAAAAACAUAAGAGUAUACACACUUGAGAAAAGCCUUUCGCCUGCACACUUUGUGGUCAAAGAUUUUCUCUGAAUUCUAAUAGAGAAAGACAAGCAUACACACACUGGAGAAAAGCCUUAUGCCUGCUCACUUGGUGGUUAAAGAUUCACUCAGGAACUUCUGUAACGCACGCAAGAGGCCACCUUUGUAAAAACCUUUGAAUUGCAGCAUGUGACAAGUUAUUCUGAUUCCUGCCACGCAUUUAUGGUGGAAAAAGUAUUUCAGUUUCAUUGUUCAGUUUCCCAUGAGCCACUUUUGAAAAAGUUAUUGAAAUGAUUUUUCAGCUGCGAUUCUUUUUCUAUCCUAUAUAUAUACACACACAGUGCCCUCCAUAAUUAUUGUGAGACCUAAUAUCAAAAUAUAUCUCAGAAUCCAUUUUUUUUACACCCUCAAAAGCAGUAUGUCAGUUAUGGAAC
Molecule: messenger RNA, 3316 nt
Organism: Corythoichthys intestinalis (scribbled pipefish)
Lineage: Eukaryota; Metazoa; Chordata; Actinopteri; Syngnathiformes; Syngnathidae
Product: zinc finger protein 182-like
Exons: 5
Coding region: 212-2887 (891 amino acids)
Source: RefSeq, a predicted model, not a curated record